Messenger RNA from Centruroides sculpturatus (bark scorpion), 3912 nucleotides. RefSeq lists its product as uncharacterized. The transcript has 23 exons. The record is from RefSeq and is a predicted model, not a curated record. NCBI's taxonomy places the organism in Eukaryota, Metazoa, Arthropoda, Arachnida, Scorpiones, Buthidae. Gene Ontology annotation, molecular function: peroxidase activity; heme binding. Gene Ontology annotation, biological process: response to oxidative stress. The coding region runs from base 16 to 3912 and encodes 1298 amino acids.
AAAUGUUUUGUAAACAUGUACUUCAACGUUGCGCUUAGCUUGGCCUUGGGCGUAUUCUUCGUGGAUGCUCGUGAAAUCCAAGAGUUGUUUAGCUUGAUCGAUGACGAUUAUCUACGUGAAUUAGUAAAAAAUGCCGAAUUAGAGGUCCAAAAACUGCACGAAAUUGAAAGCAAAGCAAAAUAUUUGAAUCCUUACAUUAUUUCUGCUGAAGGAAGGCAUCAAUUAAAAACGUGUCCGGCGUAUAAACGUAACGAUGUUCAAACCAUGCUUGAAAUUAUGACACGUGAUAUAGUUUCCAGAUAUGAUUUAGAUCAAUCCGAGAUAAAUUUACUACGGCAAUAUCCCCUUAAAGAUAAGGAAAUCACCAAGCAACUACAGGAGCAAUGUGUGGACAACAGACCAGUCGAAUGCACCAAUACAGAGUACCCUACAAUCGAUGGAAGUUGCAACCAUUUAGACAGGCCAAACGAAGGAAGAACCUUCUCCUGUUUCGAUCGUUUAUUACCUCCCGAUUAUGACGAUGGUGUUAGUUCGCCGAGGGUUUGUAAAGGAUGCCCCACGCCUGAACCCAGAGUCAUAACUUUAAAAGUUCACAGAACACUUCAUGGUAAACUUAGCUAUACCCGUACUGCAAUGCUUUCGGGUUUCGGACAGUUUCUCUCUCACGACAUGCAAUUUAACACUCAACCUGGAUCGGAUACCUUUACUGCAAUUGAAUGCUGUGAAGGUCCUCCUAUUCACGAGGCUUGUUUUCCUCUUGCAAUUCCUCCGAACGAUCCCGAUUUUUCAGAUAUUACUUGCAUGAAUUUUGUACGGGAUGCCCAAUGUGAAACUUGUAAUUUAGGUUACAGAGAACAGAUGAAUUCUUUAACUCCUGCAAUCGAUUGUUCUCAAGUGUACGACACAGAAUUAAAUCGAUCUAGAAGACUAAGAAGAUUGGAUGGAAGUGGUAAGCUAGCAUCUAGAAUGACACCAGUAGGAGAAUUUCCAUCGGUUGAUCCGGAUCCAGCCAAUCAAUGCGAACCAUUCCAGUGUUUACUAACAGGAGAUUUUAGGUCAGACCAAAACCCCCUUUUAACAUCGUUGCAUAUCGUCUUUCACCGUCUACACAAUUUAAUUGCAGAAAAAUUGAAACAAAUGAAUCCACAUUGGGACGAUGAAACCAUAUAUCAAGAAGCGAGAAAAAUUGUUAUUUGUAUAUUCCAACAUAUCGUCUAUCACGAAUUUCUUCCAGAAAUUCUCGGAUCACGCUACACACUUCUCAGUAGAAUCAAUGAAGAGAACACCGAAUACGAUCCUUCUGUGCCAUUCAAAAUAUAUAAUGAAUUCGCUGGUUGUGCUUACAGACUCCAUUCCAUAGUACCUGAUAAAAUCUUCUUGGUUACUGAAGAUGGAACAACUGAAGAAAUAUUAUUAGGAGAUGCCUUUUUCAAUACGAAAUAUGUACUCGAACGAGGGAUUGAAGACGUAAUAAGGGGAGCAACUAAACACCCACAAGAGAACUUCGAUCGUUUAUUAGUACAUUCAUUGACAAAAUAUUUAUACAGAACAAAUAUCUCGAAUUUAGGAUUGGAUCUUGCAUCAAUCAAUAUACAACGAGGAAGAGAUCACGGUCUACGUCCUUAUACAGAAUACGUUUAUCUUCUAAACGGAGUAAAAAUAAAAGAAUUUUCAGAUUUAACUAAAUAUGAUCUAAUGGAUAAGUCUACUGUAAAUAAAUUAAAAGAAGUGUACCAAUGUGUGGAAUGCAUCGAUCUUUUUACGGGUCUUGCUUGUGAAAAACGUGUGGAUGAUGCCACAGUUGGACGUACAACAGCCACAAUUAUUGGCCUACAAUUUUUUCGUUUGAAAUUUGGAUGCAGACAUUUCUGCGGACAUAAAGGAUAUCUAAAAUCAGAGCGGCAGGCAGCAUGUAUUAAAAAUAUUAAACUCAGUCACAUACUUUGUUACGUUCUUAACAUUACUAAAAUAGAAGAAAAUGUAUUUAGAGGAGGAAGUCCCACCAUAAAUUGCCAUGAUAUCCCUCCCUUGGCCUUGGGCGUAUUCUUUGUCUCCGCUCGUGAAAUCGAAGAGUUGUUUAGCUUGAUCGACGACGAUUAUCUACGUGAAUUAGUAAGAAAUGCCGAAUUAGAGGUCCAAAAAUUGCGUGAAAUUGAAAGUAAAGCAAAAUACUUGAAUCCUUACAUUAUUUCUGCCGAAGAGAGGAGUCAGUUAAAAACAUGUUCAAAAUAUCAACGUAACCAUGUUCAAGCCAUGUUCGAAAUAAUGACACGUGAUAUAGUUGCCAGAUAUGAUUUAGAUCCAACCGAUAUAAAUCUGUUACGGGAAUAUCCUCUGAAGAAUAACGAAAUCACCAAACGACUAUGUGAAAGAUGUGUGGACAACAGACCAGUCGAAUGCACCAAUACAAAGUACCCUACAAUCGAUGGAAGUUGCAACCAUUUAGAUAGGCCAAACGAAGGAAGAACCUUCUCCUGUUUCGAUCGUUUAUUACUUCCCGAUUAUGGCGAUUGUGUUAGUUCGCCGAGAGUUUGUAGAGGAUGCCCCACGCCGGAACCCAGAACUAUAAGUUUAGCAGUUCACAGAGUUGCAGCUCGUGGUAAACUUAGUUCUACUUACACUGCGAUACUUUCGAUUUUCGGACAGUUCAUCACUCACGACAUAGAAUUUACCGCUCAACCUGAAUCGGAGACUGUUAGUACAUUCGAUUGCUGUGAAGAUCCUCCUCCAAACGAAAAUUGUUUUCCUAUCAAAUUUGCUCCAAAUGAUCCCGAUUUUCAGGGUAUUACGUGCAGGAAUUUCGUGCGAAAUGCCAGAUGUACAACUUGCAGUUUAGGUUGGAGAGAACAGAUGAAUACAAAGACUCUGGCACCCGAUUGUUCUAAUGUAUAUGGUGUCGAAUUAAAUGAGUCUAGAGCAUUAAGAAGAUUAGAUGGAAGUGGUAAGCUAGCAUCUAGAAUGACACCAGUAGGAGAACUUCCAUUGACUAAUACGGAUCCAACACCUGAUCAAUGCAUAUCAGAUUAUUUACGUUUCCUAACAGGUGAUUUUAGAUCAAGCCAAAACCCUCUUUUAACUUCGUUGCAAAUAGUCUUUCUCAGGCUACACAAUAAAAUUGCGGAAAAACUAAAGCAAAUUAACCAACAUUGGAACGAUGAAACCAUAUAUCAAGAAGCGAGAAAAAUUGUUAUUUGUAUGUAUCUGCGCAUUAUAUAUUACGAAUACAUCCCAACAAUUAUUGGACCACGCUAUACACUUCUCAAUAGAAUCAAUGAAGAGAAUACCGAAUACGAUCCUUCGGUGCCAUUUAAAUUAUUUAAUGAUUUCGCUGGUUGUGCUUUCAGACUUCAUUCUACAGUUCCCGAUCCAAUCUUCUUAGUUACCGAAGAUGGAACAAUGGAAGAAAUACAGCUAAGAGAUAACUUUUGCAUUAAUGAUUAUAUACUUAAUCGAGGGAUCGAAGACAUUUUAAGAGGGUCGACUAAACAACCAGAAGAGAAAUUUGAUCGUUUAUUAGUACAGUCGCUGACAACAUUUUUAUAUAGAGUAAAUAAUUCGAGAAUAGGAUUGGAUCUUGCUUCAAUGAAUAUACAAAGAGGAAGAGAUCAGGGUCUACCUCCUUACAUAAAAUAUCUAUCUUUUCUAUACGGAAUCAAAAUUGAGAAAUUUUCAGAUUUAGCCAAAUGUGGUUUAAUGGAUUACUCCACUGUGAAGAUAUUGCAAGAAGUUUACCAAUGCGUGGAAUGUAUCGAUUUUUUCACGGGUUUGGUUUGCGAAAAACGUUUGGAAAAUGCCACAGUUGGACGUACAGCAGCCACAAUUAUUGGUCUACAAUUUUUUCGUUUUAAAUUUGGAUGGAGACAUUACUGCGGACAUAAGAAUUGUCUAAAACCGGGUACAUUUAUUAAUUAA